UAUGUUUACAGCUCUCCACCACCACCAUACUACUCACCUUCCCCUAAGGUGUACUACAAGUCUCCUCCACCACCAUAUGUGUACAACUCUCCACCCCCACCAUACUACUCACCUUCCCCUAAAGUUUACUACAAGUCUCCUCCUCCACCAUAUGUCUACAGCUCGCCACCACCACCAUACUAUUCCCCAUCUCCUAAGGUUGUAUACAAGUCUCCCCCUCCACCAUAUGUUUACAGCUCACCACCACCACCAUAUUAUUCACCUUCACCUAAGGUACACUACAAGUAUCCUCCCCCACCGUAUGUUUACAGUUCUCCACCGCCACCAUACUAUUCACCAUCCCCUAAAGUUCUUUACAAAUCUCCACCACACCCGCAUGUAUGUGUCUGCCCACCACCUCCUCCAUGUUAUGCUCCUUCACCAAAAGUAAUAUACAAGUCUCCUCCACCACCAUAUGUCUACAACUCUCCACCACCACCAUACUACUCACCUUCCCCUAAGGUGUACUACAAGUCUCCUCCACCACCAUAUGUCUACAACUCUCCACCACCACCAUACUACUCACCUUCCCCUAAGGUGUAUUACAAGUCUCCUCCACCACCAUAUGUCUACAACUCUCCACCUCCACCACCAUACUACUCUCCAUCCCCUAAAGUAGACUACAAAUCUCCUCCACCUCCAUAUGUUUACAGCUCUCCACCACCACCAUACUACUCACCUUCCCCUGAAGUGUAUUACAAGUCUCCUCCACCACCAUAUGUCUACAACUCUCCACCACCACCAUACUACUCACCUUCCCCUAAGGUUUACUACAAAUCUCCUCCACCACCAUAUGUCUACAACUCUCCACCCCCACCACCUUACUAUUCUCCAUCCCCUAAAGUAGACUACAAGUCUCCUCCACCUCCAUAUGUUUACAAUUCUCCACCACCACCUUAUUAUUCUCCUUCUCCAAAAGUUGAAUACAAAUCUCCACCACCACCGGCUACAUAUUACUGAAAACCAGUAAAUGUGACCUUUAAAUGAGCAACUGAAUGUUAUUUGAUUUUAUAUUUCAUUUCCUUUCUUGUUAUAACAUGUAUGCAAUCAAUUUCGAUUUUCUUGGGAAUGUCUUAAUAAUUUGGAUACAAGUCCUUCAUAUGGUUUUGUGUGUUUUCUCAUAUUAAAUUUCUGCAAAGAUUGUGUGUGGUCUAUUUGCAGUCCUUUGCAAACUGCGGUUAUGUAUUGCUUAUUCUUGACAUGGUAUUUUUAAACAACUAUGUAAUUUUCGUAACAUGAUUUUUUUUA
Raphanus sativus (radish) is the source of this 1287-nucleotide messenger RNA. Its product is annotated as extensin-2-like. NCBI's taxonomy places the organism in Eukaryota, Viridiplantae, Streptophyta, Magnoliopsida, Brassicales, Brassicaceae. The transcript has a single exon. The record is from RefSeq and is a predicted model, not a curated record. Gene Ontology annotation, molecular function: structural constituent of cell wall. Gene Ontology annotation, biological process: plant-type cell wall organization. The annotation marks the transcript as partial.